This is a messenger RNA of Neoarius graeffei (lesser salmon catfish), 1086 nucleotides long. It is a transcript of the gene efcab11, whose product is annotated as EF-hand calcium binding domain 11. The record is from RefSeq and is a predicted model, not a curated record. The coding region runs from base 1 to 501 and encodes 166 amino acids. Gene Ontology annotation, molecular function: calcium ion binding. The transcript is spliced from 6 exons. Gene Ontology annotation, cellular component: cytoplasm. NCBI's taxonomy places the organism in Eukaryota, Metazoa, Chordata, Actinopteri, Siluriformes, Ariidae.
AUGUCUCUGUGUCGCGGCGCUGCGUUUUAUAGGAAUGAGGAGAGAAAAAUGACAUCCGGUGACAGGAAGAGGUUUGUUUCGGUUUUUGAUCAGUGUGAUGUGGAGAAGAAGGCCUACUUAUCCAGAGAGGAUCUUAAGGUCUCAGUCGUUAUGCUGUUCGGUUAUAAACCUUCAAAGUCAGAAACAAGUAUGAUGAUGGAGGCUGGUGCUGUGCCAAAUUGUCCAGGGGUCCCUUUGGAGCAGUUUGUGUCUCUCAUGGGGAGGAAGUUAUCAGCAGGGGAUCCAUAUGAGAAGGCAAGACAGAUCUUCAGUGCAUUUGAUCUACACUGCCGUGGAUUUUUGAAGUUGGAGGACUUCAGAAGUGUGUUUGAGCGUGUGGCUCCUCGCCUGCCCGAGCGCACCGUGCUCGAGGCUUUUCGACAUGUGGACCACGACUCAGAUGGACACGUCAGCUUCAAGGACUUUGAGGACGUUAUCGGUUACGGCCUGUCCAACAGCUGAGGCACUGUGGUAGAACAGAAGGUCUGUGGGAACAGCAGUAAGAGCUCAUGUGCUUCUGGAGUUGCCUGAUUAAAAAAAAAAAAAUCACAGUUGGACAAAUCAUGUUCAUUCACAAAACAGCACAAUGUUCAUUUAAAGUUCCCAGGAUUUAAAACCUGACUCUGAUCAUAUGUAUUGAGGUUUGGGCUACCAAAGAUUUCUUAACACAUUCGUAUUUUAUAUUUCAUCUUGAAAAGGAUUUCUAGGUAAAAUUAUUUAAAUAUGAGCUCAGUUUGUGAGGUUACAACAUCGACCCAAAUUUAAUCCAAACAUGUUCAAUAUGCAAAUUAUGAGAUGCGGGACACUGCGGUUAAUAUGGAUAGGUUCGGCUAUGUAAGGAAUAAAACACUCUGUGUUGUGCUGUUGUAGGAAAAUAAUCAACAACAAUGUUGUGUGAUGAAACAGAGUUACUGUUACUGCCCUGAAGUCCAUUAUGGCAGGGAUAAUGUACAGCGAGUCGGUCAUUAUCACGAAAUAAACCAUGACAGGAUGAUACAGGUCUUGAAGGAGUUUGUUUCACCAUGAUGACCAACUUGCUGUACAGUG